AUGGUUAAUCGGGGUGGCCUUCCAAAGGAAAUAAUCUCGGAUAAUGGCACUAACUUUGUUGGAGCCAAUAAAGAACUUCAAGAGCUCGUAACUAGUUUAAAUAUAGAAAAAAUAAAACACUCAACAGCCAAUAAAAGAGUUAAAUGGAAAUUUAACCAUCCUAUCGGACGACAUUUUGAAGGAGUCCAUGAAACGAUGAUCAAGUCAGCAAAGAAAGCUAUAUAUAGUAUUCUGGGUAAAGCAGAUAUUAAUGAUGAAGAACUGAUGACAGCAUUUACAGGGGCAGAAUCAUUGAUCAAAUAUAGACCUUUAACAUACCAGUCUUGCAUUCUGAACAAUAAUGUCCCGUUAACACCAAAUCAUUUCUUGUAUGGUCGAGUACGCGGCGAAUUUGCACCGGAAAACGUUGAUAAUAAGGAUUUUAGAAUAAAUAAACGUUGGCGCAGAAUCCAAAACUUAUCCGUCACUUUUGGAAGUGAUGGUUGCGAGAGUGGCUUCCCACCGUAA
This is a messenger RNA of Hydra vulgaris (swiftwater hydra), 507 nucleotides long. RefSeq lists its product as uncharacterized. Gene Ontology annotation, molecular function: nucleic acid binding. NCBI's taxonomy places the organism in Eukaryota, Metazoa, Cnidaria, Hydrozoa, Anthoathecata, Hydridae. The record is from RefSeq and is a predicted model, not a curated record.